AUGGAUUCCUUCCAAUAUUUUGGUGUUAAUGUGACUGAUUUAAAAUCAGCUAUACAGUCUAUGAGAUAUCAUAGUCAAAUGAUGCAAAAGUAUAUGGCGCUACAUUAUCUUGCAAACAAUAUAUUAAACAAUGAGUUCGGAGUUCAGUCGCUUGCAAAGAGAUCCGGAAUACCAUUUAAAAAUAACGGUUCGAAUGUAGAAAAUAACAAAAACGCAAUACAAGGAGUGAAUCAUUUCUUAGAGAAAGAAGGACUUCCGCAAUAUGCAUCAUGGCUUAAAAAAAUUGCUAUUUUAGACGACAUUCAAGAUCAAAUGAGUUUUCAUAGUAACAAAAACAAAUUGCGAUCCAAUUACCACAAUGAAUGGCUUAAAAGAUCAACUCCUUACACUGAUAACACGUUUAAUGUUUCAGAAUUUGAUGAGGGAGAUAUAACAGGCUAUGCUUUUAACUCGAACUCUAAUGAUAAUAAUAAUAAUAACAGCAAAUUAUGGAAACUUUCUUCAAACAAUCAUCCACCUUCAGCAAAAUUUUAUAAAAGAGGACUUGAAAAAAAAUAUAGUGAUUACAGAAUCAAACCCCAUUUAUUUCAAUCUGAGUAUUAUUCAACGGAGAGCCAGCAACAACCGUAUAAUAUAGGAAAGUCGGCAACUAUACAAGCACUCAAAAAGGAAAUAAGUUUAAAAGAUGUUACAGACAUCGCUCUAACAACAUUGGCAUUUCUGUCAUUUGGAAUAUUUAUGCUACAGGUUUUAAUGUGCAUAACAGUGAACAAAAUUGAUACAACCAGUUUGAUGAUGCUACCUAUAGAAGCUACUGAAGUAACUGAGGCUAGCGAUGGAGUUGAAGAAAUACGACGUAGACGACGUUCUGUUUCUAACCAAAAUCAAUUGAUUUAUAGGAUUAAUAAUAUAUGCAAAAAUGCGCUUUUGACAAUUAAUUCGGAAUUAUUUGUUACUAAUGAUAACGGUUCCUGUCGAAAUUGGUUGAUGUGUGUAAAUAACCAAGAAGCAAGACAGCAACGUAAUGGCCAAGCGUUUUGGAUUCCUAUAUGGAACUACGCCUUGAGUUGGUUGACAACCCAAAUUAAUGCAGACAUACCCUAUCCGCCAAUAACACACACUUUAAAGUCUAUAGUAGUUGGAAUAAAGAACAAAAAUUGCGAUCAAUACUUUAAAAAAAAAUGCAGCGGAUUACGUUAAAAUAAUAGAUUACAGUAUAUACUGUACCUAUGUUUCUUAACACAGCAAAUUACUUUAUUUGUUUGU
Messenger RNA from Teleopsis dalmanni, 1266 nucleotides. RefSeq lists its product as uncharacterized. The coding region runs from base 1 to 1200 and encodes 399 amino acids. The transcript is spliced from 8 exons. Lineage: Eukaryota; Metazoa; Arthropoda; Insecta; Diptera; Diopsidae. The record is from RefSeq and is a predicted model, not a curated record.